Molecule: messenger RNA, 1046 nt
Organism: Crotalus tigris (Tiger rattlesnake)
Lineage: Eukaryota; Metazoa; Chordata; Lepidosauria; Squamata; Viperidae
Gene: PSMB5
Product: proteasome 20S subunit beta 5
Exons: 3
Coding region: 42-839 (265 amino acids)
Cellular component (GO): proteasome core complex
Molecular function (GO): threonine-type endopeptidase activity
Source: RefSeq, a predicted model, not a curated record
GCAGCGCUUUCCUGAGUCACGGUGAGCUGCCCUCACUUAACAUGGCGCUGGCCAGUCUGUUGGAGCCGCAAUUCCCCGCAAACGGGCCCGGCUUUUUCGGGCUGGGGGCGCCGGGCCCGCGCGGCGGGGCGAAGAUGUCGGGGGACCUGGCGCUGGCCGCCCCUUACGCCGGGCUGACCGCGGGAGACGCCAAAAUCGAGCUGGAACACGGGACCACCACGCUGGCCUUCAAGUUCCAGCACGGGGUGAUCGUGGCGGCGGAUUCCCGCUCGACGGCCGGGGUCUAUGUUGCUUCGCAGACGGUCAAGAAGAUCAUCGAGAUCAACCCUUACCUGCUGGGCACCAUGGCCGGGGGUGCCGCCGACUGCAGCUUCUGGGAGCGUCUCCUCGCCCGGCAGUGCCGCAUUUACGAACUCCGCAACAAGGAGCGGAUCUCGGUGGCCGCCGCCUCCAAGCUCUUGGCCAACAUGGUGUACCAGUACAAGGGCAUGGGCCUCUCCAUGGGCACCAUGAUCUGCGGCUGGGAUAAGAGGGGACCAGGUCUCUAUUACGUGGAUAGUGAAGGGAACCGCAUCUCGGGAACCGUCUUCUCGGUGGGCUCGGGUUCCGUCUACGCCUACGGGGUGAUGGAUCGCGGCUACUCUCACGACCUCUCGGUGGAAGACGCCUACGAUCUGGCCCGCCGGGCCAUCUAUCAAGCCACGUACCGCGACGCUUACUCGGGGGGCUCGGUGAACCUCUACCACGUCCGCUCGGACGGCUGGAUCCACGUCUCCAGCGACGACGUCGCCGGCCUGCGGGAACUGUUCUGCGACACGUCCGCCGAAGCCGUGGCCUGAAAACGUGGACUGAAAAGGGGUUGGGCGGAGGGCAGCAGCCGGGGGUCUCUGUAAAGGGUCAUUGGCUGUAGAGUAUUUUCAGAACCCGUAAAGAAGCGAAAUUGUAACUUCGACUGUUAACGGAAAGGGUGAGGCCGCAGAUAUUGUUGGAGGAACGUUGAACCAGUGUUUGAUGUAAUAAAAAUGUCCAGCUUCUUUGGAAUCAAA